AUGGGCGUCGACGUUCCGUCCUGGCCACACUUUCUUUUCAGGGUCUUUGAGCCUUUAUCCUGCUUCGGCGGCUACAUCUUCCCCCUCCUAGACUUAAACAAGUUCAUCGUGGACUCAACACCAAACGUCCCAGCGCCAGAGACCAUCCAUCCAAGCAGUGUCGUUCUAGCCGGCCAACUAGGAAACAUCUACGCAGUCCUCGGCCUUCUAAGCUUCCUCAUCCACCACAACACCAACGACCCGAAAGUCUUCCGCAACUACAUCCUCGCCUACGUCUUCAGCGACAUCAACCAUCUCUACGCGACCUACCGCGGCGUGGGCUGGGACACCUUCGUCGACCCCUGGGCGUGGCAGAACCUCCUCACCUGGGGCAACAUUGGCAUGACGGUAUUCAUGCUCGUGAACCGCAUCCUGUUCCUCCUCGGUGUCUUCGGAAAUGCCAAGCGUCUAAGACCCAUCAGAAGAAGAACUGAGCCGGCGCACAGCCGAGAAGGACGACGCAAUCCAGCCGUGUGGGUGAGGAAUCGUUGGUGUGCGGAGAUCAACGCUGCGCUUCUGCUCGGCUUAGUUAUUCUCUCGUGUGUUGGGUGGGGGCUGGGCCUUUCUUGGACCAUGUGA
Molecule: messenger RNA, 618 nt
Organism: Aspergillus nomiae NRRL 13137
Lineage: Eukaryota; Fungi; Ascomycota; Eurotiomycetes; Eurotiales; Aspergillaceae
Exons: 3
Coding region: 1-618 (205 amino acids)
Source: RefSeq, a predicted model, not a curated record